Messenger RNA from Xenopus laevis (African clawed frog), 3739 nucleotides. It is a transcript of the gene calcoco2.S, whose product is annotated as calcium binding and coiled-coil domain 2 S homeolog. The record is from RefSeq and is a predicted model, not a curated record. Lineage: Eukaryota; Metazoa; Chordata; Amphibia; Anura; Pipidae. The coding region runs from base 133 to 1497 and encodes 454 amino acids. The transcript has 14 exons.
CAGUGAGAACAAGGAAGUAACUUUAUAAAAACACAAAUUCACUUUCGUUUUAUAAGAAACGGGAGAAAGGUUCGUCGGUCGCCUCCCGUUACAAUUGUGACUGAGCCCAGUGCCAUGUAAAGAGCUGACCCCAUGGCCUCCGACGCGCCCCCCACUUCUCUGCUGCAGCCGGAGGAGAGAAACUACUCGCAGGUGAUCUUCAGUAAAGUGGAGAAGUCCUAUGAGCCCGGCGCUGAUAUCGACUGUUGCUUCACCUUCACUUCUGAGUUUCAGCCGGAAAGGAAGGACUGGGUGGGCAUCUUUAAGGUGUCCUGGAAGACAACCAGAGAAUACUACACCUGGAUCUCGGCUGUUUGCAGUGAGCCGGGGUCGGAGAAGCGCGUCACCUUCAAAGCUUAUUACUUGCCCAAGGAAAAUGAUGACUAUUACCAGUUUUGCUACGUGGAUCAGAAUGGCGAGGUGCGGGGAGUCAGCGUCCCCUUCCAGUUCUGCCACAAAGUCCUGGAGGAGGACAUUGUCCUGGUGACCACGGAGGAAAAGCAAAGGGACCUACAGGAGACGAUUCUCCAGCUGCAGGCAAAAGUUGCGCUGGUGGAGAAGGAGAAGUGCGGCCUGCGGGAUGAGCGCAAACAGCUGGAGUUAGAACUGGAGAACAAGGCGGCUCAGCAGUUGGAAUGUUCCAAGAGAAAUGACCGGCUGCAACAACAAAAUCAGGAGCUGGAGGAAGAGCUAGAAGAGGAGAGAUGCAGGAACAGGUUUCUUCUCCAGACGGCAGAAGAGGAGCAAAAGAGACUGCAGAACCAGAGUCGAUCUGUGCAGGUGGAGCACAACCAGUUUAAGGAAGAAAAUCUGAACCUUCAAGAACAAAUAAAAGAAAUGGCGUUGUCACUGAAGAAAUACUCCGAAGCAGCAAAAAACAGCCAGGAGGAGGCACAAGUGCUAAAGGGAAAGCUAAGGGACAAUGAGGAAGGACAUCACCUGCUGCAGGAGCAGUUGCAAGAAAUACAGAUGGAGAGGAAGAAGGAUAAGUUUUCAAUAGACUUGCUGACUAAAGAGGUGGCUGGUCUGAGGCAGAACCUGGAGAAGAAGAUGAAGGCUGUGGAGACCACGGAGAAGCAGUUGGAUCCCCUGCAGAGAGAGAAUGCAUCGCUGCUGCAGCAAAUUCAGGAUGUAAAGUGCAUGUUGGAACUGAGAAAGGCUGAAAUCAGUGAUAUGCAAGAACAGCGCAUGAGAGAUUGUGAAGAGAUUGAGCAGCUCAACCGUUUGCUCUCUCAGAGGUCGUUACCCACUCCCCGGCACCAAGGCCUUUAUUCCCACAACCCUCAUGAAGGAGAAAGUCUGAUUUCUUUUGGUAACGAGCCCCAGUACGGAGAAGCUCCUGGAGGCGGCAGCGGGCAGCAAAUAGAAAUGACGUGCCCCGAGUGUGCCGCCGAGUUUGAGGAUUUUCAGGUUUUUCAGGAUCAUGUGAUGUGCCAUGACCUGGCGUCCAUGGGGUAACUUUAGGCAGUCUGUCUCCUAAUCCCCCCAGCCCUCUACUGACAGGGUUACAAUUGGGACUGAGCAGAGAGGUGCAGAUCACCCACUUACUCUCCUCUUACUCUGAUGUCCAGUUCCUUUGUGAUUAAUAUAUAAGAUGACUGAUGAUGUCCAGUAUAAUGACAAUGCUUGUUAUGGGCCUUUACUCUUUAUCUUUGCGUGUCUUUCUAGUGGUCAUUGAAGUGGGGAUAGGAGGAUCCUUUGUAUAUCGUACUCUUAGAGUUCGGGGUUUGAGGUGUGUUUCAUGCUGAGCGAGUACAGCCAUUAACUCAUGCUUUGGUGUCCCCAAAAUACUCUCCCUCUUGGGCCUUUUGCUGAGCUCAGGUUGUACAUCCAGGUCACCCCAAGAGUCGAAUCCACACAAUUGUCCCUUGUCAUUGGUUGAGGUGCAAUAGUAAUCUCUUGUGAUCACGUGAUUCAAGCGGGGUACUUUUCCUUUCCUAAAUCAUGUAAACUUCAACAUGAUCCCCCCCCCCCCCAACCCUGAUUCCAUAGGAUACAUUUUAUAAGUGACCUCUGGGUACAAAACACUCCAGACCUUCAUACGCACUGCUCCCCCACCCCUUAUUGUAUCUGUAGGUAAAAAUUCUGUCAUGGGAAAUGUUUUUGUUUUUUUCAAAAUGCAUCCUUUUGGCAGAAUUCUGCACUGAAAUCUGUUUUUCAAAAGAGCAAACAGAUUUUUUUUUCUAUUUAAUUUUGAAAUCUGACACGGGGCUAGACAUAUUGUCAGUUUCCUAGCUGCCCCCAGUCACUGACUGAACUUCAGUCUCUCUUUACUGCUUUACUGAGGGAUAUCAAUCUGCCCGUUGAGUCUUCUCUUCUGAUUUUCUGUUUUGGAAGAAAACAGUUGGAUAAAAAGGAGCUUGUUCCUAUUAAGCAGUAGUUGGAACUGUAGGUCCUGAGUUCUAACCUGAACAGGACAAUAUUUGCAUGGAGACCCCAUAUCUGUUUCCUCAAGGGACUCCGGUUUUCUCGCACACUCCAAGAACAGACGGACAUUUCUUUUCUCAUAAUGGGAGGGAGCACGGCUGCUGUAUCAAGGGACAGUUGAAUAAAAGACGGGAAACUUUGGGUUGGGCUCUUAGGGCGAUGUCACACUGGGUGUCUUUAAAUAUGCACGGUUGAGCUGAAAACAAUGGAAUAAGUGCUAAAGCAAUUCCCUUUGGGCGUUUGCUAGACUACAUCUGCCAGAUUUUGUGUUUUUCAGCAGAAAUGGCAUAUUAUUCAGCACUAUGCAAUCCACAGUUUUGGGAAAAGACCUCGUUGAAAUAUGCAGUGUAUUUUUCAAUAUGGCGGACAAACUCUUGCACAUUUCAGUCCGGCGCCAUUUUGCUUUUUUUUUUCACAAAAGUUUAAUAAAAUUCUCCCGAACGGAAUUAUGGGGCAAACGAGAAACACCAGAAACGCAUGUUGGGAAAAGAAAACUAACGGCACAUUAUCAUGCGCUUGUGGUUUCACUGGCGUAUUUACACUUGUUUUUCGAAACGCAACGUAAACCAGACACCAGGGUUGCCGGGUUGAAGGUUUUUCAGCCAAAUUGGGCUACUAAUUUAAAACCAAGGAGGGUUUUGAAAGUACAAACUAACCAAGGUAGAGAUUUGGGCUACUGUUUGGGUCUUUGUCUGGUUUGUAGUUUUCUUGAUGUGCCGAGCCUGCGUCUCCCAAUGCAUGUUGGGUAAUGUAGUUUUUGUUUAACAAUUUGCCGACGGCCAAGUUGAAUGUAAGACUACAACACCCAGCAUGCAAUGGGACUGACUUGUGUUGAAGUCGGAAAUUUUGGGCUCUGUACCCCAUUCUGAAAUUAUCCUUAUUGGACCCCUAUACCUCCUGGGCCCCCAAGGACGAAUGUCUCAUUUUGCUUCAUUAAAAAAUUUUGCGAAACAGCGAAAAUUUGAAAAAGGGCGAAUUUUCACAAAUUCAUUUAUUUUUUUGACUUUUUUUCCCUGCACGUAUUUUACUAUUUUUCGGCUACUAUUGGAAGCGCCUCUUGGCUAGUUUUGGGGCUGGUUUCGUAGCCGAACGCUCCUGUGUUUUUAAACGGCAUCAAUUGUAGAUGAACGUACAUUUCGGUUUGGAAAUGAAACAACAUUGAGCAAGUGAUUAUCAAUAUGUGUUUGUUUUGCUGAAGCUUUGCCCUCAACGUUGUAUCCGUUAUGACUUGUUGGAAUGUUUAAACGAAUAAAUAACAAUUAUUUAAAUACGA